Zootermopsis nevadensis is the source of this 1472-nucleotide messenger RNA. RefSeq names its product cyclin-dependent kinase inhibitor dacapo (gene dap). Gene Ontology annotation, biological process: regulation of cell cycle. Gene Ontology annotation, cellular component: nucleus. The record is from RefSeq and is a predicted model, not a curated record. Lineage: Eukaryota; Metazoa; Arthropoda; Insecta; Blattodea; Termopsidae. Gene Ontology annotation, molecular function: cyclin-dependent protein serine/threonine kinase inhibitor activity.
AGGCUCUAGGGACGCCACCGGCAGUUUGCGAGCAGGAGUCGUUUGUGUAGGUUGAGUUUGUGUGUGUGCGGGUUUUCCAAUUACGGAACGUCGAAAAUUAAUUUCGAAUUUCUUGUAGCCUGCGACGAUGUUGAUACUGAAGUGACGCUCAAGCCAUCUUGGAAAUUGUGAAGCACAAAGUUGGUUAUUUUGUUUUCAUAACAAAGCGUACUUGUGAUUUGUGAGUUUCGUGUGCGCCGCUGAACAAGUUUUGGCCGUUGGAUUUCAACUUCAUUUGUGACGAAGGUGUUCCGAGCUGCGAAGUGAUAACUUGUUGAACUAUGAGUGCUCGUGUUUUCAACCCAGUCAACAUGUCAGAGAUGCGCAGGAUGCUGCGAGGUGCCGGAGGUGUGCCAGAGAGCGGGGUUCAGUCCCCGACUGCUGUGGGAACACUUCGCAGACCAGAUGGCGCAGCCAUUGCGAGGGUGCGUCGUACCCUGUUCGGUCCCGUUGACCACGAAGAUAUGCGUCGGUUUGUUGACCAGGAACUGGCCACACAACAGGCCCGGGAUGCCGAACGUUGGGGUUUCGACUUUGUGAACGAGAGGGAGCGAAGCGUUGGACCCGGAACUAAGCGGUACGUGUGGGAGAAGGUGAUGCCAGAAGACAAGGUUCCAGAACCGUACGCUCUGCGGGGCAUGGAAUAUCUUAGCAAAUGCGCGAUUCAUGGCGAGGUAGUGGCCGCAACGUCCGUGCCUGCAACGGCAAGCACCAAGCAGACAACAGUGACAGAUUUCAUGAAGAAAAGAAAGCGUGUGUGCAGUGCUGCCAACUCUCAAGCACUGACAAAGACAGCAGCAACAACAACAACAACAACAACAACAGAAUCAAAAAAGGCCAGAAUGAGCAACAGCUAGGGAUUUUGCUAGCUCGCUCACGUCUUAAAUUUAUCCAGGAAAGAAAGUGGAGAGAAGAGAAGAGAAGAGAAGAGAAGAUUGUUAAUUACGGAGAGAGAGAGAGAGUUGUCAAUAAGGAAACAUGCGACAGCAGAAAGUAAAAGAUCUCUUAUCUAAAAAAGUGUACAAUGUUAUAUUUUGUUUUUAAUUGUAGAUAUAUGUGCAACUUCAAACUUGUUGUACGUAAUUUAUUUUUAUUUUGUUUUCGUUUUUAUGUUAGAUUAUUUUUUCACUCUGAUCUCGAACAAUUGUACAUUGGAACUGUUACACCACAGCGUUCACUAGGAGGGCGAUGAGUGAACGCAACAAACAAGUUGUGUUACUGCUUUGUUCUACAGCUCGUGAAAUUUCUAAACAGAAGCUUGGUUAAGAGUGUUUUAUUUUGUAUUUAUUACGAAGUGUUCAAAAAUGAUGUUAUUACACAAAAUAUAUCUGCUUGACUUCUAGUAUUCUUUGCAAAAUUGUUCAGAUACACACGUUUCGUAUGUAACGCACUUUUAAGAACAGUUUGCAAACCCCCCCCCCCCCCCCCCCCAU